AUGAAUGGAAUCAACGGUAGCCACGCCGCCCCGCAGCAACUGCGUCGAGCUGAUGAAGUCGACGAUCUGCUUGAUGCAGUCAAGGGAUUGAUUGUCCCGUACAUCAGAGCUGCAGAUGAGGCCGCGCCACAGAAGGCCGGGGGCAACACAUCAGUAAAAAUCGACGGAGUUCCAAGCAAUGUUCUCGUCGACACUCUGAAGCCCGAGGCGUUGGUUGAGAAGCUGAAGCUUUCCCUUCCCGCGGGCGAUGGACUCGGAAAAGAGGGCUUGCUCAAUGUGGUGCAGAAGAUCCUGAGGUACAGCGUCAACACCUGGGACCAAGGCUUCAUGGAUAAGCUGUAUGCCAGCAACACUCCUGUUGGGCUUGUUUCCGAUCUUCUCUUGUCGGUACUGAACACCAACCUCCACGUUUACCAAGUUUCGCCCGCCUUGAGCAUCAUCGAAAAGAUUACCGCUCGGAAGUUCGCAAACUUAUUUGGGUUCACCGGCCCUAGAGCGGGAGGAGUCACAUGCCAAGGAGGCAGCGCGUCCAACCUCACUUCCCUGGUAGUAGCUCGCAGUGCUCUGUACCCCGAGACAAAGAAGACUGGCAACGGUUCGUAUGAUUUUGUCAUCUUCACGAGUGCUCACGGCCACUACUCUGUUGAGAAGAGUGCGUUGGCAUGCGGUCUUGGGGCGUCAAGCGUCUGGGCGGUGCCUAUUGACUCCGAGGGCCGCAUGAUCCCGAAUGCUCUGCGGGAGCAGAUCGUUCGUGCCAAGUCUGAGGGCAAGACCCCUCUGUACGUCAACUCCACGGCUGGAACGACGGUGAUGGGCUCUUAUGACCCGUUCGAGGAGAUCUCCGCCAUCUGCAAAGAGUUCGGACUGUGGUUCCACAUCGAUGCCAGCUGGGGAGGAUCUGUCAUCUUCUCCCAGAAGCAGAAGUCCAAGUUACAAGGCGCCCAUCUGGCCGACUCUCUGACGGUGAACCCGCACAAGAUGAUGAACGUGCCGGUAACGUGCUCGUUCCUCCUGACGCCAGACGAGAAGGUGUUCCACAAGGCCAACACUUUGCCUGCCGGAUACCUUUUCCACAAUGUGGACGAAGAUGGCGACGUCUGGGACCUUGCCGACUUGACCCUGCAGUGCGGCCGCAGAGGUGAUAGUCUGAAGCUGGCUCUGGCCUGGAUCUACUACGGCGCCGGCGGAUUUGAGAAGCAGAUCGACCAUGCAUUCUCGCUGGCCGAGCGUCUGGCUACUCUGGUUGAAAAGAGCGAGAACUUCGUCCUGGUGUCCAGCAACCCACCGCCGUGUCUGCAGGUCUGCUUUUACUAUGCACCGAACGGUCAGCUUGCGGAAGACUCCAAGACGAACACCAAACGCACCAGCCAAAUGGUUCACAAGCUCAUCGAGCGUGGCUUCAUGAUCGAUUAUGCCCCUGGAGAGCAGGGCAGUUUUUUCCGUGUGGUCGUCAACUGCCAGACGCUGCAGGGGACUGUGGAUGGUCUGGUGAAGGCCUUGGAGGAGGUUGGCAAGGAGGUCGUGCAACCCGAUUGGCAAUUACACCGUUCAGCCUCCGUCAAAAUGCCAAAGCCGAGAACGAAACGUCAAGCUAUUCGCGACGAGCGAAAGAAGAAGAGGAGAGAGACACACGAAGCCAACUACGAUGCCAAGGACGAGGAGCGGCAGUCGAAGCGCAGACGUACCGAGGACGAGUCGCAAGAACAAGGCGAAGAAGGGGAGCAACAAGCCUACGAUGAUGCGGGCGAGCAACAACAGUCGUUCCCCAGCAAUGGCCCGGAGAGGGAAUUCUUUGGUAUGCUCGCCGACGAAGAGCAGGAGUACUUCCGCCGCGCCGACGAGAUGCUCGAAUUGAACCAGUUCCCCUCCCCCGAGGAUCGCGACAUCUUCCUCCAGAGCGUCUACAAGGAGGCACAGGGCAAGGAGCUCAAGCUGGCUAGCAGUCAAUCGCUGUCGCGUCUGAUGGAGCGGUUGAUUCUUCUGUCGAACACCAGGCAGAAGAAGCAAAUUUUCAACGCGUUCGCGACGCACUUCUUGUCUCUUGUCCAGCACAGAUUUGCGAGCCAUUGCUGCGAGACGCUGUUUCUGCAAUCUGCACCCGUCGUUACACAAGAGCUGGGAGGCGUUGUCCCCGAGGAGAAGAGCGAGGAAGAUACGGAGAUGCGGGAUGGAGAGGAGCCUGUGGAAGAGAGCACAAUGGAGAACCUCUUCCUCAUGACUCUGGACGAAUUUGAGCAACACAUGGGCUUCCUGCUCACCGACCGAUUUGGAUCCCACACCCUCAGAGUUCUACUGGUAGUGCUCUCUGGUCGUCCGCUGGAAGAUGCGGCGACCAAGUCCUUGUUGAAGAGCAAAAAGAAGGAGCACAUCACCGUUCACGGCGCCAAUGCCAACACACAGGAUCUCAACACCCAGCUGAGGGCUGUCCCGGAGUCCUUCACCAUGGCCACCAAGAAGAUCAUCCAGGACGCCGUAUCUGGUAUGGACUUCACAUCUCUGCGCGUUCUCGCGAAGCACCCGACGGGCAACCCUCUGCUCCAGCUUCUCCUCGAACUCGACAUCUCUCUCAACCACAAGAACGACAAGUCGUCCGCGUCAAACCAAGACUCGCUUCUCUACAGACUGCUCCCAGAUGCCCCCAAGUCUCUCAGCGACACCACCUCCGAGGCUGCAGACUUUGUCAACAGCAUGGUGUACGACCAGAUUGGCUCCCGCCUUCUCGAGACCCUCAUCACCCACUGCCCGGGCAAGAUCUUCAAGGCCCUCUCCCACAACUUCUUCGGCGAGCGCAUCGCAACCUACGUCCGCAACGACAUCGCAUCCUACCCCGCGCUCCGCGCUCUCAACCGAUUCAGCAAGGACGACCUCGUCGAAGCCGCUAAGAAGAUUCUGCCCAUAGUGCCAACCUUGGUCACGAAGCACCGCUACAAUGUCCUCAAGACUCUCUUCGAGCGCUGCGAGGCACGCCAGGCUUACGAGGAGAAGGCCGCCCUCACCAAGGCUCUCACUGACGCCCUGGGCGGCAACCCCAAGGACCUCAUUCCGAAGCUGUGCCAUCUUGUCGAGGAAGAGCCCGAAGAGGAGGAGCAGAAGUUUCAGCAAUCCCAAGCGCCGCAGAACAAGACUGCCAUCGCCGCGCACGGCGCCCACCUCGCCUCGACGAUGUUCAAGACCCCGGGUCAGCCUUCCAAGGUAGCUCAAAAGUCUCUCAUGGCCCUCCCCUCCGAUCUACUCUACCAACUCGCGACACAGUCCAUGCCGAAGAUGGGCGUCCUCACAACCGCCCUCGCCAGUCCCGCCGCACCCCAAAACGAAUUUUUCCACAAGGCCCUCGUUGGUGCCCUCGCACCCCAUGUCGGCGAUCUGGCCCAGUCUCAGACCGGCCACAACGUUGUCAACGCCAUCGUCGAUAUUCCCUCCCAAGGCAAGGACCGUUCGGUUCCGCUCCACGUGAAGCAGACCAUUAUGGCCUCGUUGGCGGAACACGAGCGGACGCUGCGUGAGUCGUGGUUUGGUCGCAGUGUCUGGAGGACGUGGAAGGGCGACAUGUGGAAGACGAGGCGGUCUGAUUGGGUUAAGUGGGCGAAGGGAGCCGAGGGUGAAGGUGAGGAGGUGAAGCUGAAGCCGUGGCAGAGGAGGAACUUGGAGCAGAAGAGGGCACAGGCCGGCAAGCCCCAACCUAAGGAGAAGAAGGAACAGGUGGAGGAGAACGCGGAAGAAAACUAG
Colletotrichum gloeosporioides is the source of this 3726-nucleotide messenger RNA. RefSeq names its product Nucleolar protein 9. The record is from RefSeq and is a predicted model, not a curated record. Gene Ontology annotation, biological process: carboxylic acid metabolic process. Gene Ontology annotation, molecular function: carboxy-lyase activity; pyridoxal phosphate binding; RNA binding. The transcript is spliced from 5 exons. NCBI's taxonomy places the organism in Eukaryota, Fungi, Ascomycota, Sordariomycetes, Glomerellales, Glomerellaceae. The coding region runs from base 1 to 3726 and encodes 1241 amino acids. Gene Ontology annotation, cellular component: cytoplasm.